AUGAACGGCACAGAGGGCCCAAACUUCUACGUGCCCAUGUCUAACAAGACAGGGGUGGUGCGGAGCCCCUUUGAGUACCCUCAGUACUACCUAGCUGCACCCUGGAAGUAUUCGCUCCUCGCUGCUUACAUGAUCUUUCUCAUCAUCACAGCCUUCCCCGUCAAUUUUCUUACGCUCUACGUCACGGUGCAGCACAAGAAGCUACGGACCCCCCUGAACUACAUCCUGUUGAAUCUGGCUGUGGCUGACCUCUUCAUGGUGGUGGGGGGCUUCACUGUGACCCUCGCCACAGCCCUACAGGGAUACUUCUUCCUGGGGAUCACCGGCUGCAAUGUUGAAGGAUUCUUCGCCACUAUGGGAGGUAAGUCAUGGUGAUGGUGGAGCCCUAGGGUGUAGGUAGAAGUUGGGAUGUAAGACAAAGUGGACGCAAGCUACAGGGUAAGAGAUUUCUGUUCACAUAAUGGUUAUGGUUAGGCUAUGGGGAAUUUGAUAUUAGAUCUGUGGUUAAGAGAAACUUUUACCUAAAGGAGUGCCCGACUUUCUCCAGGUGCAACCUUAAUCUCAAUGACGUUAUAGUAAGGUGAGACACAUUUUUUCCCAUAUCAAGAACAUGUUUUUAGAAUAAUUGAAUAGCACCCUCCAUUGUAAAGAAGACUUGAAUAAAGCCCAGCACCUUAUGAGAUGUAACAUUUGAGUCAUUUAGCAGACACUCUUAUCCAGAGCGACUAAGGUUAAGUGCUUUGCUCAAGGCACAUCGAAAGUGUGUAUCUGUGUGUUUUACAUAGUCAGCUUGGGGAUUCAAACCAGCAACCUUUCAGUUACUGGCCCAAUGCUCUUAACCACUAGGCUACCUGCCACCCUAUGAUAUGUACAUGUGCACAUCUUUGACACACCUGUGUUUUGUGACUGGGGGGGGUGGGGAGAGGUAUUUAAGAACUGCAGAUGUAUAGACCUUUUUUAUAUAUAUACAGUUGAAGACGGAAGUUUACAUACACCUUAGCCAAAUACAUUUAAACUCAGUUUUUCACAAUUCCUGACAUUUAAUCCUAGUACAAAUUCCCUGUCUUAGGUCAGUUAGGAUCACCACUUUAUUUUAAGAAUGUGAAAUGUCAGAAUAAUAGUAGAGAGAAUGAUUUAUUUCAGCUAUUAUUUGUUUCAUCACAUUCCCAGUGGGUCAGAAGUUUACAUUCACUCAAUUAGUAUUUGGUAGCAUUGCUUUUAAAUUGUUUAACUUGGGUCAAACGUUUCGGGUAGCCUUCCACAAGCUACCCACAAUAAGUUGGGUGCAUUUUGGCCCAUUCCUCCUGACAGAGCUGGUGUAACUGAGUCAGGUUUGUAGGCCUCCUUGCUCGCACACACAUUUUCAGUUCUGCCCACAAAUGUUCUAUAGGAUUGAGGUCAGGGCUUUGUGAUGGCCACUCCAAUACCUUGACUUUGUUGUCCUUAAGCAAUUUUUCCACAACUUUGGAAGUAUGCUUGGGGUUAUUGUCCAUUUGGAAGACCCAUUUGUGACCAAGCUUUAACUUCCUGACUGAUGUCUUGAAAUGUUGCUUCAAUAUAUCCACAUAAUUUUCCUUCCUCAUGAUGUCAUCUAUUUUGUGAAGUGCACCAGUCCCUCCUGCAGCAAAGCACCCCCACAGCAUGAUGCUGCCACCCCCAUGCUUCACGGUUGGGAUGGUGUUCUUCGGCUUGCAAGGCAUCCCCUUUUUCCUCCAAACAUAACGAGGGUCAUUAUGGCCAAACAGUUCUAUUUUUGUUUCAUCAGACCAGAGGACAUUUCUCCAAAAAGUACGAUCUUUGUCCCCAUGUGCAGUUGCAAACCGUAAUCUGGCUUUUUUAUGGCGGUUUUGGAGCAGUGGUUUCUUCCUUGCUGAGCGGCCUUUCAGGUUAUGUCGAUAUAGGACUCGUUUUACUGUUGAUAUAGAUUUUGUACCUGUUUCCUCCAGCAUCUUCACAAGGUCCUUUGCUGUUGUUCUGGGAUUGAUUUGCACCAAAGUACGUUCAUCUCUAGGAGACAGAAUGCGUCUCCUUCCUGAGCGGUAUGACGGCUGCGUAGUCCCAUGGUGUUUAUACUUGCGUGCUAUUGUUUGCACAGAUGAACGUGGUACCUUCAGGCAUUUGGAAAUUGUUCCCAAGGAUGAACCAGACUUGUGGAGGUCUACAAGUCUUGGCUGAUUUCUUUUGAUUUUCCCAUGAUGUCAAGAAAAGAGGCACUGAGUUUGAAGGUACAGUGCCUUGCAAAAGUAUUCAUCCUCCUUGGCGCUUUUCCUAUUUUGUUGCAUUACAACCUGGAAUUCAAAUUGAUUUUUAUUUGGAUUUCAUGUAAUGGACAUACACAAAAUAGUCCAAAUUGGUGAAGUGAAAUGAAAAAAAGUACUUGUUUCAAAAAAUUCAAAAAAAUAAAUAACGGAAAAGUGCUGCGUGCAUAUGUAUUCACCCCCUUUGCUAUGAAGCCCCUAAAUAAAAUCUGGUGAACCAAAUACCUAGAAGUCACAUAAUUAGUUAAAUAAAGUCCACCUGUGUGCAAUCUAAAUGUCACAUGAUCUCAGUAUAUAUACACCUGUUCUGAAAGGCCCCAGAGUCUGCAACACCACUAAGCAAGGGGCACCACCAAGAAAGUGGCACCAUGAAGACCAAGGAGCUCUCCAAACAGGUCAGGGACAAAGUUAUGGAGAAGUACAGAUCAGAGUUGGGUUAUAAACAAAUAUCCGAAACUUUGAACAUCCCACGGAGCACCAUUAAAUCCAUUAUUAAAAAAUGGAAAGAAUACGACACCAUAACAAACCUGCCAAGAGAGGGCCGCCCACCAAAACUCACAGACCAGGCAAGGAGGGCAUUAAUCAGAGGCAACAAAGAGACCAAACAUAACCCUGAAGGAGCUGCAAAGUUCCACAGCAGAGAUUGGAUUAUCUGUCCAUACGACCACUUUAAGCCGUACACUCCACAGAGCUGGGCUUUACGGAAGAGUGGCCAGAAAAAAGCCAUUGCUUAGAGAACAAAUAAGCAAACACGUUUGGUGUUCGCCAAAAGGCAUGUGGGAGACUCCCCAAACAUAUGGAAGAAGGUACUCUGGUCAGAUGAGACUAAAAUUGAGCUUUUUGGCCAUCAAGGAAAACGCUAUGUCUGGCGCAAACCCAACACCUCUCAUCACCCCGAGUACACCAUCCCCACAGUGAAGCAUGGUGGUGGCAGUACAUUCUGUGGGGAUUUUUUCAUCGGCAGGGACUGGGAAACUGGUCAGUAUUGAAGGAAUGAUGGAUGGUGCUAAAUACAGGGAAAUUCUUGCGGGAAACCUGUUUCCGUCAUCCAGAGAUUUGAGACUGGGGACAGAGGUUCACCUUCCAGCAGGACAAUGACCCUAAGCAUACUACAAAAGCAACACUUAAGUGGUUUAAGGUGUACCUGUGGAUGUAUUUCAAGGCCUACCUUCAAACUCAGUGCCUCUUAGCUUGACAUCAGCAAUUACAGCUGCAAAUCUCUUGGGGUAUGUCUCUAUAAGCUUGGCACAUCUAACCACUGGGAUUUUUGCCCAUUCUUCAAGGCAAAACUGCUCCAGCUCCUUCAAGUUGGAUGGGUUCCGCUGGUGUACAGCAAUCUUUAAGUCACACCACAGAUUCUCAGUUGAAUUGAGGUCUGGGCUUUGACUAGGCCAUUCCAAAUGUUUUGGAACAGUCGGAUAAAACUGGUUCUCAUGAAGACCGCCAAAGGAAUGGAAGACCCAUAGUUACCUCUGCUGCAGAGGAUUAGUUCAUUAGCGAUACCAGCCUCAAAAAUUGCAGCCCAAAUAAAUGUUUCACAGAGUUCAAGUAACAGACACAUCUCAACAUUAACUGUUCAGAGGGGAUUGUGUGAAUCAGGACUUCAUGGUCGAAUUGCUGCAAAGAAACCGCUACUAAAGGACACCAAUAAGAAGAAGAGACCUGCUUGGGCCAAGAAACACGAGCAAUGAACAUUAGACCGGUGGAAAUGUGUCCUUUGUUCUGGAGUCCAAAUUUGAGAUUUUUGGUUCCAACCGCUGUGUCUUUGUGAGACGCGGUGUGGGUGAACGGACGAUCUCCGCAUGUGUAGUUCCCACUGUAAAGCAUGGAGGAGGACGUGUUGUGAUGUGGGGGUGCUUUGCUGGUGACACUGUGAUUUAUUUAGAAUUCAAGGCACACUUAACCAGCAUGCCUACCACAGCAUUCUGCAGCGAUACGCCAUCCCAUCUGGUUUGGGCUUAGUGGGACUAUGAUUUGUUUUUCAACAAGACAAUGACCCAAAACACCUCCAGGCUGUGUAAGGGCUAUUUGGCCAAGAAGGAGAGUGAUGGAGUGCUGCAUCAGAUGACCUGGCCUCCACAAUCUCCCGACCUCAACCCAAUUGAGAUGGUUAGGGAUGAGUCGGACGGCAGAGUGAAGGAAAAGCAGCCAACAAGUGCUCAGCAUAUGUGGGAACUCCUUCAAGACUGUUGGAAAAGCAUUCCAGGUGAAGCUGGUUGAGAGAAUGCCAAGAGUGUGCAAAGCUGUCAUCAAGGCAAAGGGUGGCUAUUUGAAGAAUCUCAAAUAUAAAAUCUAUUUUGAUUUGUUUAACACUUUUUUGGUUACUACAUUCCACAAGUGUUAUUUCAUAGUUUUGAUGUCUUCACUAUUAUUCUACAAUGUAAAAAAUAUUAAAAAAUAAAUAAAAACCCUUGAAUGAGUAGGUGUGUCCAAACUUCCCUGUGUACUUUUAGAUACAGUAGGCUGUGUUCAUUGUUAAGUUUUCUGCCUGUGUCCAAUAUUCCUUAACUGUCUGAAUAGUUUCUGCACAUGAGCAUUAAUACUGUGUAUGUGUCUCUGACUUGCUGUGUGUCUCUCAGGGGAGAUCGCCCUUUGGUCUCUCGUUGUAUUGGCCAUCGAGCGUUAUAUCGUGGUGUGCAAACCGAUGACCAACUUCCGCUUCAAUGACAGGCAUGCCAUUGUGGGCGUGGCCUUCACCUGGAUCAUGUCUCUCACCUGUGCUGUACCUCCAUUGUGUGGCUGGUCCAGGUAGGUCACCCUCUAAAUACCCUCCAAAUAGCAUCUCCUACUAGUCUUACCUUAAAUGUCACCUUAAGAAAGGGGAUUGGGCUGAUGGCUGGUAGACCUCAGGGGCAAUACUUCUGUAUAUUACAUUUUAAAUCAAAAACAUGAGGUGUAUGUAUGUAGGUACAUCCCAGAGGGCAUGCAGUGUUCCUGUGGGAUUGACUACUACACCCCGAAGCCUGAACUGGGCAACACCUCCUUUGUCAUCUACAUGUUCACCCUCCACUUCUCCAUCCCUCUGGUCAUCAUUGGCUUCUGCUACGGCCGUCUGCUCUGCACCGUUCGCGCGGUACGACCACACACAAUCACUGCGUACCGGUAAACAUACGGGACUACUAUAUCUCCAGUUAGGGCUCAUAUCAAAGUACUCUGUGUGUGUGUCCGUCCAUUCAGGCGGCAGCCCUACAGCAGGAGUCGGAGACCACACAGAGGGCAGAGAAGGAAGUGACCCGUAUGGUGAUCGUCAUGGUCAUCUCGUAUCUGGUAUGCUGGUUGCCCUAUGCCACCGUGGCCUGGUACAUCUUUGCCAAUCAGGGCACCAACUUCGGCCCUGUCAUGAUGACCAUCCCAGCCUUCUUUGCCAAAAGUGCUGCCCUCUACAACCCAGUCAUCUAUAUUCUACUCAACAGACAGGUAACCCGAGUGUGUAUGUGUGUCUACAUAAAACGGACAUAGAUAAAUGUGUGUGAAAAACAUCCCCUUGACCUCUCCUCCCUUCUCUAGUUCAGGAACUGCAUGUUGACCAUGGUGUGUUGCGGGAAGAACCCAUUCGGUGAGGAGGAGACCUCCACCGCCUCCUCCAAAACACAGGCCUCCUCCAUCUCUGCCAGCCAGGUCGCCCCUGCCUGACCUACGACCUGGAAACCCUGACUCCUUACCUAGCCCAGCCCAUCUGGGGACCCACGCCAAGCAGCAGCCUCCGAUAGGCCAAUGUUCUCUCGAUUUACCUCUGUCUACACUGCAGGGGUGUGCCUGUUGUAUCUGUAUCCCUCAUUGUGACCUAAGCAUAACAAACCAAGGAACAGUGCUUAGUUGGCUUCAUCAAUCGGUUACUGGAGUUGGUAGAAGUUGCCUCAAACCACUGAUAAAGGGUCAGAUUAUUUUUACUCCCCCUUAAAGGUUAAGGUUAGGAAUAGG
Messenger RNA from Coregonus sp. 'balchen', 6179 nucleotides. The record is from the annotation of a GenBank genome assembly. NCBI's taxonomy places the organism in Eukaryota, Metazoa, Chordata, Actinopteri, Salmoniformes, Salmonidae.